Ilex paraguariensis (yerba mate) is the source of this 1437-nucleotide messenger RNA. The record is from the annotation of a GenBank genome assembly. NCBI's taxonomy places the organism in Eukaryota, Viridiplantae, Streptophyta, Magnoliopsida, Aquifoliales, Aquifoliaceae.
AAGUCGAAAUAGAGUUGAAGUCCGUUCCGUCCCUCUCUGGAUCGCUCUGUUCUUGCAACAGUACGAUAUCGAGUUCGAUUAACAAACAGAUUCAUCGUGAGGUAUUUUAAGCUGGAUUUUGUGCAUCAUACUAAUUGUGAAAAUCAGAAAAAAAAAAACAAAAAAAAGGUGUCCUUGUGAGCCAAGUAGAAUAGUCUUCGGAUAUGAUGGACGAUAACUUGGGAGAAGGCCUUGGUGGCUUUGGCCAUAAACGUUCUGGCAGAGAAACUAAUAUGAAUACUCAGGGACAAAAUCAGUCUGGUCAUGAUUGUGCAGCAAAGAAGAAGAGGGUAUCGAAAAUUAUUGGUGGAGGCCUGCGUCAGUUCAGUAUUAUUGUUUGCAAGAAGGUGGAAAACAAGGGAAGAACCACAUAUAGCGAGGUUGCAGACGAAAUUAUAGCUGAGUAUACCACGAUACAGAGUAAUUCAGCAGUUUCCUUGGAUGAGUUUGAUGAGAAGAAUAUACGAAGGAGGGUGUAUGAUGCAUUGAAUGUCCUUAUGGCGCUGGAUAUUAUCACUAGAGACAGAAAGGAAAUUAGGUGGAGGGGUCUCCCUAAUACCAGUGUGAAGGAUAUGGAAGAGAUAAAGGCACUGCGUGCUGAGCUGAUAAGAAAAAUUGGAAAAAAAGCUGCUUACUUGAACGACUUAGAAGAACAAAUUGCAGGUCUGCAGAAUCUUAUGCUGCGUAAUCAGCAGUUGCUUGCGUCUGGCAAGGCCCCUUCCCAAGGAUUCUCUUUGCCAUUUAUACUGGUUGAAGCAAGCCCUCAUGCUACAGUUGAGAUUGAGAUUUCUGAGGACAUGCGAUUGGUGCACUUUGACUUCAGCAGCACACCCUUUCGCUUGCAUGAUGAUGCUUACAUUCUCAAGUUAAUGCGCCACUACCAAUUGCUGGAGAGUAGACAUGUUUCUUGACGUUCUUCAACUCGACAUCUUGAAUCCCCAGCACUAAUGCUGGAGGCACCAGAUCUGUCUACUAGUUUUCUGAGAAAGAUUCACAGAAAUGAGCAUAUUGGAGAAUUCUGGUUGAUACACGGUAUAGGGAAGAUAUUACACUCAUACACGCAUUUAUGAUUUUUAUCUUUCGGACUUUUUUUGCUGUAUUAAUAGGUGUAUGCAUUUCCAGUUGUGGACAAUAACAAGAUGGGAUUAGACCUGCCCUAUUGAAUUUUUUCUAUCAGCCUUUCAGGGCUCUGGGUUAGCUUCUACAUAUUUGCUGCUUCACAAAAACAUAGGUAUAGUUGAAGAGUAACAGGGGAGUGUUGAUCAUAGACCAGAUGGUUGAGGGGAAUCCCCUGGGCAUCUGAGUACCGAAUGUAUCCCAUAGACGGUGGAGAGUUUUAAUAUUCAUUCGCGUUGGUAACAUGGUAUAUUUUUGUGCUCUUGCAGAAGGCCAAUGUGC